AUGACCAUUACUACAGCGGGCACAGCCGUCCAUCUGGCGCCGACCGUCACCAAGACCUUCUUCAAGCACUACUACAAGAAAGCCAAACGCUCGCUCAACGUCCGGUCACGCUCACACAAUGAUCCGUCUGAUCCAACCAAUCGAGCCAAGGCCACCGACGAGUUCAUGUUCGACGAGGCUUUCCACAUUGUCAAGGCUUUCAUCAACCUGGGCACCAGCGAUACUGUAGAGUCGUUGCAGAACUUCACCGAUGCGCCUGCCCCUCCCAUUCCUUGGGCCACCACGCUGCCUGUCAUGAUCCCGAUGGAGAGCUGUGAUCGAGCAGCCAAGAUCAUCCAGGAUCACCUGGGCCCGGAAGACUUGGCCAAGCUGGUGGGUGGUGAAAAGUGGUGGCAGCUGAGACCCCUGCCGGGUGUGCAGGGGGAGUGGAUCGCCAUGUCGGAUGACUGGAAGAAGAUGAAGAGCAUGGACAAACGCGCUCAGCAGACUGCCGCCGGCGGCCAACACAAUCCAUCCAAGCCGACGGCCAGUGCAGCAAGGAAGCAAAAACACAAGAGGAACAAGCGACACGAACGAGCUUUGUCAGAGAUCCGAGCCAUGCGACAAAAGACCGAGUCCAGGCUCAAGCGUCGCUCGCAAUCGUUCAAAAGAACUGCAAAGGGGGCCCCAAGUCAAGGAGACGCAACGGAAGCCGACGCUGAUGACGCAGCUUCGACAACAGGCUCAAGCGAAGCAGAAGUUCCACAACCUUCCUUUGAUACCGCUGCCGACUUGGAUUCCGACAGCGAUUCCCAGGACCACGCUUCAGAAACCGAAGAGCUGGACCGUCUCCAACGCGUCAUGCUCUAUUUCCACGGCGGCGGAUACUACUUCGGCUCGCUAGCCACGCAUCGGUAUCAGAUUGUUCGCUAUGCGCGCAAGUUUGGAGGCAAAUGUUUUGCGCCCGUCUAUCGCAAGGCCCCCCAGUAUCCUUGGCCUUGUGCGCUUCAAGAUGCCGUCGCCUCGUACUUGUACCUGCUCUACCCACCCAAAGGCGCAAAGCACAAACCGGUGGAUCCCAAGAAGCUCGUCAUCGCAGGCGACAGUGCAGGAGGUGGACUCACACUGGCCCUGUUGACGAUCAUUCGAGAUAUGGGCCUGCCUGCACCCGCUGGCGCCGUGCUCAUCUCGCCCUGGUGCGAUCUGACGCAUUCCUUCCCGUCCAUCCUGCAGAACACGGCGACAGACAUCAUCCCGCCUUAUGGCUUUAUCCACAAGCCGUCGACGCUAUGGCCCAUCAAUGCCAUGAAGCCGGUCAAGGAGGGAAAGCAUGGCUCAGACAAGACGGACGAUGAGGGACCAAGACGGAAAGUUCCGGUGGGUGUCGAUGAAGAUGGCGAGGCGAAUGAUGACACGGAGCCAGCAGCGCGAAAGAGUCACGACGACAACAAUCUGCAGUCGUCAGGCAGCAGAGCUGGCGAGGCCACAAAGGCUGCGAAAACGCAGAAUGCUCACAAGAAGGGAGUGCCUGAGCCACUGGAUCUGCUCUGGUCUGACCCAAUCACCGUUCCACACCCCGACCCCAACAAGGAAGCUAUCGAGUUGCGCGAGCAGAUUCAGCUGUACGCCACCAAUGACCAGCUCACCCAUCCGCUCUGCUCGGCCGUCCUUAGUGGCUCGCUUGGCGGACUUCCUCCGCUCUACAUCCUUGCCGGCGAUGCCGAAGUGCUACGCGACGAGAUCACCUACCUGGCACACCGCGCUGCCCACCCACACCGUUAUCCUCUGCGCAAAGACCUGCUCGACCAUUUCUCGCGCAACCGCGAGACGGCGGAGAAGUUUGACUCGCAACCGACCAAGGUGCAUCUACAGAUCUACGAUCAGAUGUGUCAUGUGUUGACGGCAUUUGCGUUUACUUCGCAGUCGCGGUUCGCGUAUAGAGCGGUAGCAUCGUUCGUGAAACACGUCACCGGAGCUCCUACAAAUAUCAAGAAUCCCUUUCCGGAGGCUGUUGAGGGCGCGACAGGCGGUGGGAGAGAGGAGGGUGAGGAAGGCGGGGAAGACUCGGAUGAAUUUGAGGGUGAUGACGGGGUGAGCGACAAUGUCGGUGGCGAGGUGGCUUCGCCACCGUUGGCGUCGAGCCUGCAGAGCUCAUCAAGGUCGACGACCAAUAUGGAGCGAGGCAAAAAUGGAUCGGCGAGCAGCACCGGAGGUCUUCCCUCGACUACGGCGAUUCGUGACGAGCCAGAGCCCAUGUCCGCCGUCGAAUCGUCCAACGACGGCCCUGCAGCUGAAGCUGCCCCUGCAUCCUCCACACCAAACACCACACCCGCCAAUAGCACCAAGUCACGACACCGAUCCAUGUCCAAGGUGCUCAGCGACACGCUGCACGGCAACCCAUCCGGCAGCAGCUCCCACGCAUCUUCCGACCCUUCGACGCGACAUGCGACUGCCGACGUGGCGAACGAAUACGCCGGUCAAGUACCCCUGUUGCGACCGUCAUUCCAGUCGUUCAUGAUCCGCGAACGCGUCGACGUGCGUGGCUAUCUACGACCCUUGGAGCCCGAGACCGAGCUGCAAGCGCUCCAGGUGCCACCGGAUGAGAUCGGGUGCAUCAAAGAGGGACCGGUCGAACGCUACCUAACUGGACAGAAGCAGUGGGCCAAGCGAUUCGCCAAAACUGCGCGCCGCGUCGAGAAGCAGCGAGCCAAGAACGAAAAGACGGCGCAAAAGAUGAUCGAAGAAGCCCACGCCCAAGGCCUGCUCGACCUACCAGAGCUGCAGCGCAAACGAGCCGCCCUGACGCAGCAAGCCACCUCGCCGCGCGUCACCCACGUCGGCUCAGGAUCCAGCGCCAAAGGGCUCGGCGUCAGCGCGGCGGACAUCGCUCGAGGCGCGGACAAGUGUCGCGAGAAGUGGUCCUGGCUCGUCGACGUUUCCCCCGCCGAGCUCAUCGGCGAGACGCCACCGCCGGCCGCAAUCGCAGGCAGACGCGAUACAGACGACGCGCUCGUGCUGCUGCGCAGAUCGCUGCAGAUCCGCGCGCGCGCGUACGGCAUCCAGCGCAAAUCGCGCUUCUGGGGUGCAGAAGACCGGACGGUGCGCGCACACCUGCGUGCCGAAGAGGAUCCGCAAGUUGACACCGAGACGAGCACCGAUCCGACCGGUCAGACCGCCGAUCCGCAGGGCGAGGCAAAGGGCGCAGCGCACCAUCAUCACCAUAGAGGUCUGAGGGUGUGGAAUUUGCUCAUGGUGCGCAAGCCCGCUUCGGGUAAAGAGAAGCACAGCAAGGCGAGCACACCGUAG
Molecule: messenger RNA, 3285 nt
Organism: Sporisorium graminicola
Lineage: Eukaryota; Fungi; Basidiomycota; Ustilaginomycetes; Ustilaginales; Ustilaginaceae
Exons: 1
Coding region: 1-3285 (1094 amino acids)
Molecular function (GO): hydrolase activity
Source: RefSeq, a predicted model, not a curated record